UCGGAUCGACCAGUCGAAUUGCGCCGCCGGUGGCAUCUCGUGCGAAUCGAAGUGAAGAAAAACCCAACUCUGCAAAAAUGUAUAUAUUUCAAGUUAUUUGAUAAUCACCCGCUCCGUCCGCUGAAGGCGUUUCCACCAGAAAGAUCAUCGAGCCUACGCUACAGCAACCGAGGGCAGUAGUCGCCGCAAACCCCGGGGGCGUCAGAGUUUGUGCCGGAACCGUACAUUUCGUCGGAUCAAAGUCGCGUGUUCGCGUGUUUGUCGCGUGCGUGUGUGCGCUUUCCGUCGGCGUUGGAGUGCUUCGUUCGGGCAAAAAAGCGCGUGUUUGUAGGGAAACCCAACAAAUCGCCGGAUCGGAAGUCACGUUUUGUCACGAGUCAACAUUUUCCACGUUUCACAGCCGAUUUGGCAGAUGCGUGUGACAAUCACUACCACUGGUCUUUUGCACGCCGUAAUUCAAUCCCCCGCGUAGUAAGAACUAAGGAGAUCUCAGGACACCUUUCCCUCUCGGAUCGAGAAGAAGGCAGCAGCACCAUUUGACCAUCGGAUUUAUAUAAUAACGCAAUACGCAUCGAACGGGGUGCUCGGAAGCAAAGCAAGCUGCUUGGUAACCAUUGACAUCAGAAUCCCGAAAUUUGCCAAAAUCUCCCCUCCCAGUCGAGAGUCCCCGAGACCGAAGAAGCAACAGCAUGGACGCGAUAGAAGAGCGAAAGGUUUAUCGCCUGGUGCUGACGGGAGGGCCUUGCGGAGGCAAAACGACUGGCCAGUCGAGAUUGUGUACGUUUUUCGAGAACCUAGGAUGGAAGGUUUUUCGCGUGCCUGAAACGGCCACAAUCCUUCUCAGCGGAGGGAUCAAAUUCGCCGAUUUGGUGGCCGAUGAAGUGUACAAAUUUCAGGAGAACCUGCUCCGCACGAUGAUCCAAAUCGAAAACACAUACUUCGAGCUGGGCAGAACGAGCAACAAGAACUGUUUGAUCAUCUGUGAUCGUGGCUUCAUGGAUGCGAGCGCUUAUAUAUCGAAGGAAAAGUGGGACCGUAUGAUGCGCUCGAACAACUGGAACCCGGUGGAGCUGCGUGACAAUCGGUACAACCAGAUCAUCCACAUGGUAUCGGCCGCGAACGGUGCGGAAGAGUUCUACGCCACCGAGGAACACUCGUGCCGGUCGGAAGGCGUGACCCUAGCCCGCGACCUCGACUACAAGGCGGCGUCGGCCUGGAUCGGCCAUCCGUACUUCGACGUGAUCGACAAUUCGACUGAUUUCGAGAACAAAGUGAACCGGAUGAUCGAAUGCGUGUGCCAGAAGCUCGGUAUUGACAUUGGUGAUCGUUUGUCGAUCACUUCGCGGAAGGUUAAAUUUUUGGUAUCCGGUCCGAUGCCUGCCGAUUCAGCCUUCCCGGCCUUCCAAGACUUCGAGGUGGUACACCACUAUCUGCAGUGUGCUGGUCCGCGUGUACAAGCACGGUUGCGUAAGCGAGGACAGAAUGGCCGUUGGAGUUACAUCCACACGAUACGUCGGCCGCAGCAACAUGGCCAGUCGAUUGAGGUGCGCACGCAACUAUCACAUCGUGACUAUCUGAACAUGCUCACCCAGCAGGAUGAUGCUCACUUUACCAUCUUCAAGAAGCGCCGUUGCUUCCUGGUGAACAACCAGUACUUCCAGAUGGACAUCUACAAGGAGCCGAGCCAUCCGAGGUGCAAGGGUUUGAUCCUGCUAGAAACGUAUACCUCGCUCACCGGUGACCGGCUGAAGAACAUUCUCCCGAAGUUCCUGAACAUCGUCAAGGAGGUGACCGGGCAGCCGGACUACUCGAUGUUCAACCUAUCGCUCCGGGAGGACUGGAACAACACGAAAAAGUUCUGCUACUCGCUGCACGAUCAAGACGAUGGCGACGUGAAAACGAACGGUCACACGCAGAAAAUGAUCAAUGGUAAAGCGUAGUCCACGUGAGCCGCACGAAGCACGUGGUUUGCGUGCGACGGCGCAAGGAUGGGCUGAUUGAUCGAACGGAAAACGGUAGGCGAGCGCGGGGAAUGCAUUAGUGGACGCGGCGGUGUGUAGUGUUUGUGUGUGACGUGUGGGAUGCAACGAGGAGGAGAAAAAGAGGAGCCGGUGGUGAGCGCGCAAGGAAGGAGCAUCUCGUGCCGAGGAUGAACGAAGGAGAGGAAGAAAAGAACGUCCAAUGGCUGAGUUUUUUAGUAGUUUGUGUUCUUGGUUUAAAUUAUUGUUUAAUUGCUGAAAUAUGGAGCAAAAAAUCCUCACACACACACAUACAAAUGUUAGGUCAGUCAGAAGAGAGCAAACGUUUUGUUCUUUGUUUCGUUGAUUUUUGUCUCAUUGUCGUCCUUUUCUAUUGGGCAUUUGUUGGUCGUGUGGCUACAGAUGAUUUCAGUUCGUUUAAUUCUAAUUUACUUUACUCGGUGCCUUAAGAAUUCAUUUUGCAACACUAACAAUUUACUUUAACUGAAAAGGUGCAUCGUACAACGGAAGCCAAACAAAUUGUGAACGGAAAGUACUUGAAUGGCGAGAUGAUACUUAUGUAUUUUUUUUUUUAAUUACUAAAGACUCUUUGGCUCCAGUUUACUAGGCUACAUUUAUGUUGCCCAAUUUAAUAUGGCUGUUGCUUAAUUUUACCCCGAAUAUAUUAUACUGGCUUUCACACGAUAAAAGAACCAAACCCCGGUUGGCAAAAGAACAUUGCAUACAUAAUAUGUAAACCCUCCAUGUCAGUACCAAAUACCAAACCCCUCCAAAACGUUCGAGCUUAAACAGGUUGAACUGCUGGGGAUCGAUGUUCGAAAAAGGGAAGGCCCAUUACAAUAAGAACAAACAAACACUAAAUAGCAAACUCUCAAUACAACUCUACCUCUCUACUAACCUGCUGCAAUAGAAAGCAAGUCUUUGUAACAUCUUAUGCUGGAAAAAUAAUACUACAACAUCCCCCUCCUCGAUCGACGAUCGACGAUCGUGAAGUUGUGUAUCGUUUUCUUUAUCUUUCCAUCGAAAGCUUUUCUAUAUAGUCAAAACGCGCGCUUUGUCAUCUUUUCAACUCUCUUGAAAUAUAUACACUUGUGCGGCGCGCCGGUCAGUGUUUUUGCAGUUAAA
This is a messenger RNA of Anopheles coustani, 3104 nucleotides long. RefSeq names its product TRPL translocation defect protein 14 (gene Ttd14). The record is from RefSeq and is a predicted model, not a curated record. Gene Ontology annotation, molecular function: phosphatidylinositol binding; phosphatidic acid binding; GTP binding. Lineage: Eukaryota; Metazoa; Arthropoda; Insecta; Diptera; Culicidae. Bases 690 to 1940 code for a protein of 416 amino acids. Gene Ontology annotation, biological process: photoreceptor cell maintenance. The transcript has 9 exons.